AUGGAUGUGCGAAUCAGAGGCAUAGCGACAUUUAAAGUUCUACUUAUCGCCGUAGCAAUCACAUCAUGUCUGUCAAAUUCGCAGGAUAUCUCGGCGACACCGGAAGAUAUUCGUGACGGUUAUACGGCGACAGAACUCGGUUCAACUGCGACUACUGAGAGUAAUGCUGGUAGUACUGUGGUCAAUGAGGGGCCUGGCGUGAGGGAUAUUCACGUGGUUGGCUUGUUCCCGUUAAGUGGUAAAGGAGAAGAAAAGUCCCUCGGAUUGGGUGUAUUACCUGCCGUAGAACUGGCUUUAGAACAUGUCAGACAGAGUAAAGAUGUCCUUAAUGGAUUCAAUCUACAUACAACCUUCAAUGAUACAAUGUCAUUUUAUUUUAUAUUUUAUCUUUAUACAUAGUGUGACAUGGCAACAGGCCUGAAGGCUUUCUUUGAAUCUCUGGCAAGACCACCGAGGAAAUUCAUGGUGUUCGGAGGGGCGUGUCCUAGUGUGACGUCACCCAUUGCAACCUCCGUUCAUUGGUGGAAUCUUGUACAGUUAUCGUAUGCUGAUACCACCCCGUCUCUCUCUCAGCGGGAUAAAUACCCUCAUUUCUUUAGGACUGUUCCGUCUGAGAAUGACAUCGGUGCUGCUAGGGUUAAACUCUUCCAGCUGUUUAACUGGACUAAGAUUGCUACCCUUCAUCAGGACUAUCCUCGUUUUUCAUAUGCCCAGAGUAAGCAGGUCAAGAUGGCGGAAGAAAACGGUAUUACGACGAUAGUUGAAGCAACGUUCGCUGAUGAUCCGCGGCCAGCAUUAGAUCAACUUAAGGAGAAAGGAGCUCGCAUCGUGAUGGGUUUCUUUGAUGAGGAUAUGGCACGAAGAGUAUUCUGUCAGGUUUAUAAAGCCAAACUGUAUGGUUCUCGUCAUGUAUGGAUCCUUCCUGCUUAUCAACGAGGCUGGUGGAAGAAAACUGACAAUUCAACUGAAUGUAACGCUGAUCAGCUUGGACGAGCUCUGAAAGGUUACAUAGCAACUGAUAUCCUCACAUUGAGUGCCAAUGAAGAACAAACGAUAUCCGGCAGGACACCGACAGAGUAUAAAGCCCUCUACGACGCAGCAAGGAAAGGAGAUUACUCUGAUUACCAUGGCUACGCAUACGAUGGUAUCUGGGUGAUGGCUCUAGCUAUUAAUCACGUGAUUAAGAUGUUUGAGAAGGAGAAUAAUCUUGAUGCCUUCUUUGAUUUCAAGUAUGAUGAUCAGAAGAUGUUGGAUCAUUUUAGUAAAGCUAUGAAUGAGACAAACUUCCCUGGGGUGACGGGAGUAGUUCAAUUCAGAGAGGGAGAACGGCUUGGAUGUACUAUGCAUAAACAGUUACAAGAUGGAGAAAUGUUAAAGGUAGCCGAGUAUUACGCAAUUACUGACUCUCUGAAUCUGUCUACCAGAUCCGGAAACAACUUCAAGUGGGAAGGUGAUGGCCCGCCCUCUGACGUCCAGAUGCAGGAGAUUCUGAACCUUCGUGUUUCUCGGAUAGUAUUCGCUGUACUCGCUACCAUAGCAACGGCUGGUAUCAUCAUGGCAUUUGGUUUUCUAAUAUUUAACAUGAAGAGCAGAAAUCAGAGGUUUAUAAAGAUGUCUAGUCCAUUCUUGAAUAAUCUUAUCAUCAUGGGUGGUAUAUUGACCUAUGGCAGUAUCUUUCUUCUUGGUCUUGAUCAUGGAAUGGUCGGUGAUUACUCAUUCAAAGCUGUCUGCACGGCCCGUGGCUGGUUCCUGUGUAUCGGAUUUACUUUAGCGUUUGGAGCUAUGUUUAGUAAAACGUGGAGAGUACAUAGGAUCUUCACUAAUAUCAAAAUGAAGAAAAAGGUAAUUCGAGACAAUCAGUUGUAUGCUAUUGUAGGCGUGAUGCUCGUUGUCGAUCUCAUCAUCCUCAUCACGUGGCAGGUCGUUGACCCCGUCGAACCAAGAGAAGAGAGACUCGAUGAAAGGCAAGAUCCCAAUGGCCGUGACGUCAUCUUGAUACCAGUGAUGUUAAACUGUAAGAGUAGGAAGACAAUGAUCUGGCUUUCAAUCAUCUAUAUCUAUAAAGGAGUUCUCAUGAUUUUUGGCCUUUUCUUGGCAUGGGAAACUCGUCAUGUGAGCAUACCAGCCCUCAACGACAGCAAAUAUAUAGGGAUGAGCGUAUACAAUGUAGUAAUCAUGUGUGUAUUGGGUGUAUCUCUAUCAUUCGUCAUCAAUGAUAAUCCCAAUGCUUCAUACGGUCUUGUGUCAACCUUCAUUCUCUUCUGUACGACCAUCACUCUUUGUCUCGUAUUCGUACCAAAGGUUGUCGAACUACGAAUAAACCCGAAUGCCAACGAGAGGAUCCGAGUUGUAGGAGCAUUGGAUAAAACCCGAACCUGUUCUACUAAUGCUGGCACUAUGGAUUCAGAUUGCAGGUUACGAGGCCUUGCUAUCGAGAAGAAUGAACUCGCUAAGAAACUCUCAGAUCAAACCAAGAUAGUUAAAGAUCUGGAGACACAGUAUACAAAGAUAGCACCAGAGGACGCACCAUUGCUGUUUAGUGAGGAAUGGUCGUCAGGUCUUGAUAACUCUACAUUGUCAGCAAGAUCAAGAGCUGAAAGUAAUAGAACAGCGACCUCUCCAGUCAGUGUGACGUUCAAUGUUCAUUCAUCAAAAAUCAACCACACAAAAGAAGCAGCGGUAACACCAGCUGUGACGUCAUCAUUAAGCCCCGCCCCUCCCUUGAUCCCUCGCUGGUCUGAAGAGGUUAAUGAUGAUGAGGAAGAUCACGAAUCUGAUUCUAUGGAUCUUUAUGCUAACUUUGGGGGCGUCUACAUCGGCCCACCGGAUAAACAGGAAGAUCCACUUACUGACCCAUUGACCUCUGACAUCACUUCCGCCGGAAACACAAAUUCAUUGGAUACAAUGUGCACUGAUGGAAUAGCAGAGAUUCAUCGUCCAUUUGAUGACGUCAUGGGAUAUAAUGAUUCCAUGGAUAUCGGUUUGAUCGAUACACAUAUCCCUAAACAUUCAGCUGAUGUUUUCGAGAAAUUAUCACCUGUUCAAAGUGUGAACGAAAAAUUUUCUUCGUCUGGUAGUGUGAACGAUUCGUUUGGUAUGAACGCUCUUCUUUCGUCAAAUAGUGGUAUGAACGAUACUUUUAGUGGUUUGAAUAAAAAGACAUCGUCAAAUUGCAGUGUUUCUAAUGGUGGGAAUGCACCUUCUGUUCAAAACUAUCAAUAUUCUCAUUUAUUAGAUUAAACGUGUGUUUCCUUCUUGUAAUCAGUUUGUCAAACAUCACUUAUUGCGCCAUAUAACCGUGUGUUAUAAGUAUUAUUCGGAUGAAAUUUACAAACAUACACUCUGUGCACUGAACGAUUAAUAUUAUGAUCAGUUUUCGAGAAAAUGAUAAUAACCAACCAUUCAGACUAUCAAUCUAUGGGGUCCGGUCUGAUUGAAGAGUUGCCCCCAUGAAGAUGAAAUAAUAGUCACCGAGGGAUAGGCACAAAAUUGGAGAAUAUGACAUAGUUGGGAAAAGUUAUUCGGCAAGAACAAAGUAGAUCACGACAUACCCGGAAUAUAUACAUGCAUAGAAAAUCCCUUUGUAAAAUAAAAGCUUACUGACCAUACAUGGAAUAAUACAGGCAAGUUAUGCAAAGUAGGGAUAAACCCGAUAUUCUUUGGUGAAAAUUCGCAAUGUUCUUCGCAUAUUAUCAAUAUUUUUAAAUAAGCAGAAGUACUAGACUAAUUAGAAUGACUGAAAUAUAUUAGAACAAUUUCCUCGUAGAAUUCAGUGUUAUAUUAAUGUAUUACGAAGCGAAUUCAAAUAAAGCUUCCGGGGUGAUGAAACAUUGAUUAUUCGCAUAAACCACCUUUUAUUUAAAAAAAAACGUCAUAAACGAGGAUUUAAAAAAAAUACGUAAACCUAUUUCCUAAUAGACUAUAAAGCUAACUGAAAUUUCACUACUUUUGAAGUUAAUCAUGGAUUUCAUAGUGCAUGAUUUGAAUUAUCAUCUACAAAUAUUGUGCUCUUACAUCCUAUUUUCCUUUGUUUACCUUCAUUUGAUAACCCUUUAAAACUUUUCGUGUUUUGCUUCAUGCGAUGCGAAUAAACUCAAACUCGAAAGUAAUUAUUAGUUUUCAACAAGUGUGUCGCAUUACACAAAGCUGUGUUCCACAAUGCCUGUCAUAGAUUUACGUAUGUUUGUCAAUAUUUUUAAGUAAUUUUCCCGAUCACAGUUGGGUAUUCCCUGAGAAUAAAAUGUACGUACAAUGUAUACUGAUUAAACAUAAAAAUGGUACUCCGGGCCGAACACAGGUCUAAUUGUAUUUAAAUGACAACAGUUAAAUUCACUGAACGGAACGCUGCAAAUUUUAUAAAUUAAUAAAUUUAAGAAAUCUUGAAGCUUAGCAAUGGUUUGAAAGAAAUAUGGUAGUCUGACACAGCUAAUUGAAUACGCAAUAAGUUGGCUGAUGAUAUCAGGUCCUCAGUUUUCUUGUUCUUAUGUUAAUAAAUACAUGAAAUUUUCAUAUUUUACAUGUUACAUCAUUGAUUAUCUUACAUGUUAAAUAGGUCAGUAAUUUAUUUUCAAUUUUGGAGGACAAAAUCGGAGAAAAUAUAAAUAAGGAUAAUAAACUAUACAUGUUAAGUGGGAAUGUAAACAUUAGCAUUCUCAUUGCAUAUUCAUGAAGACAUGCAUUUCGAUGUUUCACUGAAAUAAUAUCACACCUGAAAAUGCCAUAGCCAUGCGAAUCAAUGUCCUGUUUUGAUAAAAUUAUUGGUGUUCUGUUUGUCGGAUUUUAUUUUUAUUUUCAGCCUGGAGUACACAUGCAACUUUAAUAUCCCCAGCUAUUCAUUUGCUAUUCAAGCAACCAUUUUAAAGAAAGAUAAGUGGUAUUGUGUGUGUAAUCGUUAUUUAAUCUUAUUGCAAUUCGUCAAGACACUAACCUCUAUCUCUUUUCAAUUUGUUAUUUAGUUCUGAUUUUGCAUCAUUAUAUUAUGAUAACUGGCUUAGCAAAAUGUAAAGGAAAAAUAAUCUUUCCAAUGGGUUGUAAGUUUAAGAUGAUGAUUUUACUCAUUUCAGCUGCAAAUGAUAUCGGUCGUGGAACAAUUAAAAAGCUAGAUACCGUUGAAUCACAAAGUAUUUGUUUUGGUCAUUUUGGGGGAGAUCCGGGAAUACUCACAGGAUGGGAUACAGAAACCUUAUAGUUUUGACAAAUAAAAGUGAGUUAUUAUUCCUCAUAUGUUAGGAACAUUUUUCAAACGUUGGAAGGUACAAUGAACGAUAAGAUAUACCACUUGGGAUGUGGUUUUGCCGAUUACAACUAUAAGCAUCUGAAUUUACAAUUCGAUAUCUAAUUUAUUGAGCGUAAACAAAAUGCAUGUGUGCUGAAACAUAUAUGUCAAACUAAGAAUUAUUUGACCCUCAUUGUUGUAAUGUAUAUGUACUGUAUAUAAUAAGGUCAUAACUAUAUUAUUCAGACUGUCAUUAUGUCAAGAUUAUAUAUAUUGUCUACAUCUUAUUGAUGAUAAUAAACUGUUUAAAUCUACAAAGUAUUUUAAUGCUUUCAUUUUUUGGGGGAAUUUAUAUUCACUUGGUCUGUUUGAAAGCUUACCAUCGCAAAUGUCUCUAAUCAUACAUGUAAUAUCACACAUGCAUGUAUUCAACUUCAUAGUACUCUAGUUACCAUUUUAUAUUUCCACCUAUAUAUUUACUUUUUGGUAUCGAUA
Molecule: messenger RNA, 5710 nt
Organism: Lytechinus variegatus (green sea urchin)
Lineage: Eukaryota; Metazoa; Echinodermata; Echinoidea; Temnopleuroida; Toxopneustidae
Gene: gabbr2
Product: gamma-aminobutyric acid type B receptor subunit 2-like
Exons: 19
Biological process (GO): gamma-aminobutyric acid signaling pathway; G protein-coupled receptor signaling pathway
Cellular component (GO): G protein-coupled receptor heterodimeric complex; membrane
Molecular function (GO): G protein-coupled GABA receptor activity
Source: RefSeq, a predicted model, not a curated record